AUUAUUAGUAGCCGGGGCAUUUCCGUAUCCAAGACAGUUUCGUCUUAUAGUCGAAGAAGAAACUAUCAUUUAAGAAGAAGAAUCUCGACUACAAAAAUCAUUAAAUUAUUUAUUUUCCCUUUUUUUUAUUCGAAAAAAAAAUAUUUUUAAUAUUCUAUUUAUUAUAAUCUUAUUCAAACAAAUUUUUUUUUUGUGUAAUUUUUUUUUUUUUUUUAAACAUUAAACAUGGAUAAUGUUGAGGAGUAUAUUAAAGCCAAUGACCUUCAGACUCGUGAUGCCUGUGAUGUUAUCGAAGAAUUUACUGAUGAAAUUUAUCGAAUGAGAGGCAGGUGCAUUGACAUUGGAUGUGGACCCGGAACUUUUAGUAAAAAUUUCCUACUAUCAAAAUUGCAUCCCGAUUCUGUAUUGAUUGGUGCUGACAUAUCCAAACAAAUGAUUGAAUAUGCACGAAAGACUAGCACCGAUGAGGACAGAAUUGAUUUCAUAGAAUUAGAUAUUGAAACGGCGAAAAUUCCGGCAAAUGAAAUUGGACGUUAUGAUAAUGCAUUUUCCUUUUAUUGUCUCCAUUGGAUACAAAAUCCAAGACGAGCGUAUGAGAAUAUAUAUCAAUUGUUGCAACCUGGGGGAAAAGUUGUGAUAACAUUUUUAACUUUUAACAGUGGAUUUCAAGCUUAUUUGAAAAUAAGUGAAGAUCCAAAAUACAAACCCUAUAUGAAGGAUGUUCAAAAAUUUAUACCACCAACAUUGACGUACAACAAUGUAAGAGCAGAAUUAAAAAAAAUGUUAGAAGAAACUGGCUUCGAAGUAAUUCAUUGCAGCAAUAGAGAAAAAACUUUUGUUUACAAGAGCAUGAAAAUUCUAAAAGGUCACGUUCGUGCUGUUAAUCCAUUUCUUCAUCGAAUGCCAGAUAAUGUCGCAGAAGAAUAUAUGACGGAUCUUAUGUGUGAAAUUGUUAAUGAAAAAAUGAUAUGCAUUAACAAAAAUAAUAUAAACAAAGAAGAAUAUAGUAUAUUAGACAAAUAUCAAGUUUUAGUCGCAUAUUUUAAAAAACCAUUAAACAGUGAUAAUUGAAAAUAUAGUGUCAUAUAAAAAUUAUGCCUGUAUAUUAUAUAUAUAGUGUAAUAUUUAUUGAAAAAUAAAAAUAGAAAAUAAUUUUUAUAA
Molecule: messenger RNA, 1161 nt
Organism: Leptopilina boulardi
Lineage: Eukaryota; Metazoa; Arthropoda; Insecta; Hymenoptera; Figitidae
Gene: jhamt
Product: juvenile hormone acid O-methyltransferase
Exons: 5
Coding region: 226-1071 (281 amino acids)
Molecular function (GO): S-adenosylmethionine-dependent methyltransferase activity
Source: RefSeq, a predicted model, not a curated record